This is a messenger RNA of Plasmopara halstedii, 408 nucleotides long. Its product is annotated as Integral membrane protein involved in transport between the late Golgi and endosome. Gene Ontology annotation, biological process: Golgi to plasma membrane protein transport; Golgi to endosome transport; protein localization to Golgi apparatus. The record is from RefSeq and is a predicted model, not a curated record. Gene Ontology annotation, cellular component: trans-Golgi network; Golgi membrane. The coding region runs from base 1 to 408 and encodes 135 amino acids. Lineage: Eukaryota; Oomycota; Peronosporomycetes; Peronosporales; Peronosporaceae. The transcript has 4 exons.
AUGCAGUGCUCACACUAUCUGGCGCAAGGGCUUAUUCUGGGUAUUUGUCAUGGCACACAUGUGUCAAUGGAUCAAUUUUUUGCCUACCACACACAAACUAUCGUGAAUGUGGAUGGACUCAAAAAUUGUUUUGCUGUUGUGGUUGCCAGCGUCGUUAGUGCCGUUUGCCUUGUUUUCUUCGUAGAGCGAGCCAAGAAAUGCCUCGACUUUGGUGUCACACUUUACUUUCUUGACUUCUUGGCUCAAUGUUUCUACUCAGAAUUUCCCAAAAUGUGGGAUUGGUGGCUUUUACACUUUCUGGCAGCAAGUGUGACAAUUGUUCUGGGUGAGUAUCUUUGUUCACGCCGCGAGCUCGAGGAGAUCCCUGUAGUUGACUUAUUUACCAAGCACUCUUCGCGCAAAAUAUGA